Messenger RNA from Megalobrama amblycephala (Wuchang bream), 2323 nucleotides. RefSeq names its product gap junction protein gamma 2 (gene gjc2). NCBI's taxonomy places the organism in Eukaryota, Metazoa, Chordata, Actinopteri, Cypriniformes, Xenocyprididae. Gene Ontology annotation, biological process: cell communication. The record is from RefSeq and is a predicted model, not a curated record. The transcript has 2 exons. Gene Ontology annotation, cellular component: connexin complex. The coding region runs from base 325 to 1584 and encodes 419 amino acids.
UCGACAAUGGGGAGGUGCAAAACAAGCUAGAUUCAGAGAUGCAGAAACUCGGAGACUCUGAAGCUUGAGUAAGACAGACCGUCUCUCAUGCGGUGUCCACCGUGGGCACGUGUGAUGCGGAGCUUUCUAUCUCUCGUGCGCUGCUACUUUUAGAAAAUAAUGGAUCACAAUUCCAUUUGACUGUGAACAGGCGACCCCAAGUAGAAUGCUGAGAGGCCACCGCAGUUUCGCGAAAAAUUAUGACCGGAUGGAGUGCGCGUCUUCUGGAGGUGCUUCCUUGGCGCAACUUCCUAAGAACAUAAGUAAAGAGUCUCUCCCACCAACAUGAGUUGGAGCUUUCUCACUCGACUACUGGAGGAAAUCCACAACCACUCCACGUUUGUGGGGAAAGUUUGGCUGACUGUCUUAAUCAUUUUCCGGAUCGUUCUGACUGCAGUGGGUGGUGAAUCAAUCUACUCAGAUGAGCAGACAAAGUUCACCUGCAACACUAAGCAGCCCGGCUGUGACAACGUAUGCUAUGAUUCCUUUGCUCCACUCUCACAUGUUCGGUUCUGGGUGUUCCAGAUAAUCAUGAUAUCCACCCCCUCGGUCAUGUAUCUGGGUUAUGCCAUUCAUAAGAUCGCCCGUACCUCGGAGGAGGAAUGGUGCAAGAGACAGAUUUAUCAAAAGAGGAGCCGCCACAGUCAGUGGAGAAAUGGACACCACCUAGCGGAGGUCUGUGGAAAUGUAGAAGAGGAGGAGGAGGAUGCAGAGCCAAUGAUCUAUGAAGAAGACACUUUGGAUGUGCAGGAAGUCAAACCAGAGACAGACAAGGGCAAAGGCCAAGAUCCAGUGAAGCAUGAUGGUCGCCGUAGGAUAAUGCAAGAAGGCUUGAUGAGAAUGUAUGUGCUUCAGCUUAUAUCCCGUGCCAUCUUUGAGGUGGGAUUCCUCACGGGUCAGUAUCUUCUUUAUGGCUUCCGUGUUAACCCUUCAUAUGUCUGCAACAAGAUCCCAUGUCCGCACAGAGUAGACUGCUUCGUUUCACGACCCACUGAGAAGACCAUCUUUUUACUCAUCAUGUAUGUGGUGAGCUGUCUUUGUCUGCUGCUCAAUGUUUGUGAGAUGUUCCACUUGGGGAUUGGUGCCUUCCGUGACAUUCUGCGUAAACGUCGAAGCCAGGACCAACGACCUUCCUACUGCUACCCUUACUCCAGGAACAUUUCUAGUUCUCCACCAGGGUACAACCUUGUGGUUAAAUCUGACAAACCAGGUCGCAUUCCCAACAGCAUAAUUUUACAUGACCAGAACAUGGCUAGAGUGGUUCCAGAACAGCAUUGCACAAGUCCUGAUGAGAAUAUUCCAUCUGACCUGGCUACCUUGCACCACCAUUUACGAGUAGCUCAGGAACAACUUGACAUGGCGUUUCAGACAUACAACACAAAAAACGCUCAUAUUUCCAGAACUAGCAGCCCUAUAUCUGGUGGCACAAUGACUGAGCAGAACCGGGUCAAUACAGCUCAGGAGAAACAGGGUGCACGACCUAAAGCAAGCACUGAGAGGGCAGGGACAAUAAUAAAAAAUGGGAAGACAUCUGUGUGGAUUUAAUGGCAUACUCUUACCUGACUAGUUGAACCAUUAUCCACAGAAAACAUUUUGCCCCCGCUAAUGCAAACUACAGUUAGUGAGGGGAUGAUUGAGCAUCAUGUCCCCUGGUUCUAUUGAACAAUAAAUAAAAAUAAAUAUACUGUAGAAGGGUAGUAUUCAUUUUUAUUCAUUUCUUUCUUUACAAUGUUGUAGUGUCCCCCCUUUCUGUGAGUAAUUCUUAAUGUGCUUUUAAUUAAUGCUACAUAUAUUAAGUGCUAAGUUUCUCUAAAUUCCAAUGCAUGCAAGUGUAUUAAUAAUUUUUAAUGGAUCAUUGAUUAAAUUAAACUGUAUAAGAACCCCUAUGUAUCUACUCCAUUCAAAUAGUCUCUUAGCUGUACUCACAGCUGUAAGACAUAGCUGUAAGCUGUAAUACUCAUAGCUGUGAGACACAUGUUCUUCUAUUUAUGUUCUCCUACUGUUAUUGGUCUCUGGCUCUGUUCCAAACCCAAACGAGCCGCCCUCCUAGCCCUAAGUUUUAAGGUAUUUGCAUGCUGGCAAAGGCUGUUCCAGUCAGUAAGCAACAAGACUAUGCUCCUUUAUAAAAUUCCUAAAUUAGCAACAGCAUCACAUGUAUACUUUGUGGAUAAAGCAAUCCCUGAAUGCACUAUAAAUAUACUUGCUGUGCAUAUAAUAAAAAAAUGUAUUAAUUAAAAUGGUUAUCUUAUUAAAAAUGCACUUUCACACAAGUGUCUGUGCUAUG